Messenger RNA from Zerene cesonia (dogface butterfly), 2376 nucleotides. It is a transcript of the gene Drep1, whose product is annotated as cell death activator CIDE-3-like. Gene Ontology annotation, biological process: apoptotic process; regulation of apoptotic process. The record is from RefSeq and is a predicted model, not a curated record. The transcript has 2 exons. Lineage: Eukaryota; Metazoa; Arthropoda; Insecta; Lepidoptera; Pieridae. The coding region runs from base 150 to 743 and encodes 197 amino acids.
UGAAUCUACCAUUAUUCCUUUCAGUUCAAUUUCAAGCCGAUGAGAGAACAGUGUUGUGGUUAAAAUUAGAAUGUACAUCGGAGUAAAUACACUUUGUUAAACAAAAGGGUGCUCUUUUUUAUCUCAGGCGUUAAGAGUGUAAUAGCAUAAUGGAGAACGGUAUAAACCAACCGUACAAGAUAUGUGAUGUGAAUCGAGAGAAAAAGAAAGGAAUCGUGGCUUCAUCAUUAGAAGAUUUGUUAUCAAAAGUACCCGAAAAGCUAGGAUUGCCGGCAGAGAAUUUAACUGUGGUUCUUGAGUGUGAUGGAACAGAAGUAGAUGAUGAGGAAUAUUUUUCAACGCUUGAUCCAGACACAUCCUUAAUGAUCUUACAUGGCACUGAAAAAUGGGCACCCAAUAUGCCGAAAUGCCAAGUUUCACUGGAUCAAACGGACGACGUGUCUUUAGGUGAUAAGAGUCAAGUUGCGAAUCUCGUUGGUCGGCUCCAGCACAAUUUAUGUCAUAUUUCUUUGCUAGGUGGUCAGGACCUGGAACUAUUGUCUGACAUGGACCCCGACAGCCUUGCUGAUAUUGUGACAGACAGGGACAACAGAAUAAUUCUAGAACACAUCAAGGAAGCAUCUGGCAGGAUACUACUGGAGAAACGUCAAGCUCAAGAUGCCAUGGAACUACUAAAGCUGUACCAUCAAAGUGUAGCAAAUGGAACGGAGGAUGUAUCUCCUCAAAGCCAAGAGCGAGUUUAAUCUUCGGCAUAUGUAUUGUAUACCCUUAGUAUAACCCUUAAUUAUUUAUUUUAUGGGAUGGUGUAUCUCAAAAGUUUACAAAGAACUUGCCAAUUUUAUUUUAGAAAGUACUCAUUUAAAAAUAAACAUACUCCAUCUCCAUAGCUGUAACCUAAAAUGUUAACACCAAAUAAAGGAGGCCUUGUUUUAAAUGCUAUAUUUACAUAACAUUAUUAACCAGUAUUUUAUUUUUAGUUAAGGUUAUACAUUAUACAAAUUAAUUUUAAUUAAUAUAUACUUAUCAGGAUUUGCAUUGAUUGUGCUAGAUGUAAGGGUGAGUAUGUAGAAGUUAGUGUAAGAAGCUAAUCUUAUGAACAUGAGCUGUAAUCAAAUGUUAUGAUAACAUUCUAAAUGUUAUUUGAUAGGUAGAUAUAAAAUUCCAUUUUACACCUUUGUAUAAAUCGUAAAUGUCUCUGAUAUUGGAUGUGUACCUCAUUUGAAGUACACUUUGUCUGAAAAGGCCUAGAUACUUUACAUUUGAAGAACACAAUAUUAGAUGAAAUUUUUCAGCAUUCAAAUAAUAUUAUGAAUUAAACUUGCCAAAUUAAUGAACAAUUAUAAGUUGAAAAUUUUCUAUGUGAACUACUAAAGUAUUUUCGUAAAUUGUUUCUAAAAGUAAAUAUAAAUUGUUGAGCAGUUAAAGUUUAUUGUGUUUAAAAUUGCUUUUCUUUGUAUUCAAUUUCCUUAUUUUAUAAACAUCGCACUAUAUUUAAAAGAUAAAUUGUAAAACUAGUUAUUAAUAUUAAAGUUAAAAUCUGACAAUAGAUGCUAGUCAAUAGGCAUGUUUAAAAUUCCAUUAUUUCACUCUUUUUGUAAACUUUUGAGAGUAAAAUUGCGACAAGGUUGAUAAUCAACAUCAAUUUUAAAGACUGAUAGUUGGUAAAUUUCAUUUUUUAUAUAGUUUUACCCCUAGAAUAAGGUUUUUUCAUUGAAUUCCAAAUUUGCUCAAACAAUUUACAAAUAUUACAUAAGUUUUACCUAUGUUUAAUUCCACUGCCGUAUCCAAUAUUUAUCUUUACAUAGCUCAAUAAUAUAUAAAAGGAAUUGUGUCAUUGGUAAUGGUACAUCUUACUUUACUGUGUUGCUUGCAUUGUCCAAAGAAUAAAUAAUAUUUGUUUUAUACAUAGUUAGUGAGCACAGAUAACUAUUAUGCAUUUUGCUGCUUAAAUGCCAUCUAUUAAACAGCACAUUUAUGAAAAAAAAAUCUAUUGUAUCCACAAUUAUUAUCAAAUCUGUCAUGUAAAAUUUUUCUAUGUCCAUUAAUAUUUAUAAUGCACGUAAAGUCAAUAGGUGUUUUAAGUGUAGGCUAAUAAUAUUAUACUUUAUAUCACGGAAAAUUAUAUGCAUUCCGUAAAACACUACUCAGUAGUUAUGGAUAAGAAUUGUCUACUAUUUUAUUAAAUAUUAGUUAUAAUUUUGGCAAUAAGCAUCCAUGUGUAGAUUAACCCCUCAUAUAGUAAUGUUUAUUACAUUUUAGGUAAGGCAUAGAAUAGAAUGCAAAAUGCUCAAGCCUUUACAGAAAAUGUUUGUGUAUAAAAACUGUAACAUUAUAGGAAAAUUGUAGAGUUGAGAUCCAUAUUAAAAAUCAAUCCUU